Messenger RNA from Trichomycterus rosablanca, 1748 nucleotides. It is a transcript of the gene ccdc86, whose product is annotated as coiled-coil domain containing 86. The transcript has 4 exons. The coding region runs from base 142 to 690 and encodes 182 amino acids. The record is from RefSeq and is a predicted model, not a curated record. Gene Ontology annotation, cellular component: nucleolus. NCBI's taxonomy places the organism in Eukaryota, Metazoa, Chordata, Actinopteri, Siluriformes, Trichomycteridae.
UGGGCGCUCCUGCAGUCUCACUCCGGACCAGCAGGGGCGCACUUCUGCACCUCUAACUCAUGAAAUCAACACACCGUCUGCACACGUGUUUCUGGACUUUAGAGGAUUUUUUUUUGUAAUUAAAACAAACCGAACCGAAACAUGCCGAAAAGAGCGAAGACCGGAUCAGCGGGUGGGAUGGAAACAGCAGGUCAGACUGAGGAGAACCGGCUAAACUCCUCAGAAACUCCUCAAUCAGACAGCACAGAGAAACCCAGUCAAGAAUCCUCAACACUUCCACACUCACAUGGGGGUAAAACCAUGAUCCCUCUCGGAAAACCCAAAUCCGGCCGAGUGUGGAAGGAUCGCAACAAACAGAGAUUUUCGGCUCUCCUGCGAGACAAACCUCUGCGCAGCUCCUGGCAGAAGAAGAUGGAAGCCAAGCGGGAGAAGGAGCUGGUGAAGCAGUUCCACCAGCGAAUCAAAGAUGAUAGCGCUCGGGAGAAAGAGGAGAAGAGGAAGAGGAGGGAGGAAAACCUGAAGAGACGAGCGGAAAACGAGAGGAAAGCAGAAAUCGUACAAGUGAUUCGUAACACGUCCAAACUGAAGAGGAUGAAGAAGAAGCAGCUGAGGAAGAUCGAGAAGAGAGACACGCUGUCACUGCUGCAGAAGGAUCCUCCGGCCGUUAAAAAAGCCCCGAAAAGCGAAUAAAGAGCUCGUAGUGCCACGGGACUGUUCAGAAUUAAAUAGACACGUUUUUUUUUUUUUUUAGUUCUUUGUGGCUGGUUCGUAAAGCCUGCAGAUAUCUUACAGUACCGAUCAGUACCAAAAGUAUGUAGACACCCCCUUAAGGAUUCAAUUUAGUCGUUUGUGCUACACCAGACUCUAUUAACUGAAUAGGCACAAAUUCCCAUAGUAGAAAGGCUUCCCUGAAGAGUGGAUGAUAUUAAAGCUACAUAGGACAGAGGGAGCGAUUUAAAAUAAAUACAUGCUCGUGGUUUUAAAACUGAACGGUCAGGUGACCCAAAGCAAUAGAUAUUAGCAGGGGUGUCCACAUACUUUUGGCCAUUCAGUGUAGCUGAAACAGGUCACUGUACACCCACUUUAACAUUUACAUUUGCAGCAUUUAGCGGACGCUUUUUAACCAAAGCGACUUACAAUUACGAUUGAGCCGCACAUAACGAAUCCUCCAACAGUGCCGAACAUCGAGUCGAAAACGUCCUCUGAUUUUUUUUUAUUUCAAUUCAUAACAUCAGCUGAUUUUGCCUGGUCAGGGUUACAGUGGGUCCAGGUCCACACUCGUCCACCAAAUGAUGUCUGUUUACAGGCCUUACUUAGAUCUUCAUCCACACAUACAUCCAUCCAGGAUUUACUCCAUGACUUGCGGCUUCGUGAGGCUUGUGAUGUGCAAAGUUAGGGGGGGAUUGUGAGGUUGUGUGGGGGAUUUUGGGGGCUGCUCUACUUUCACAUGAAGCCACUUAAAAAAAAAAGCAGCACAUUUUAUCGUUACUGGAACCGAGGCACAGUCGCCUCUUUGAAACUCUGAUAUGUGAGAUUUAUAGGCAGCACGAGGCAACUAACAAAGUACUGAUUAUCGGAGCUCUUGGAGAUUGGCUAUAAUGAACAUACCAGUCUUAUUCGGGGGUUAAAGUUGGGGGUGUCAUGUGAUCAAGCUCACUUUUGACAUUUCUGUUUCUGUUAUUUACCUGUCUACAGUAAAUAUGUUCAUCAUUAUGAAAGAUUGUAAUAAAGUGACAUAUUUAACUCUG